This is a messenger RNA of Alosa sapidissima (American shad), 4403 nucleotides long. Its product is annotated as SH3 domain-binding protein 4-like. Gene Ontology annotation, molecular function: protein binding. NCBI's taxonomy places the organism in Eukaryota, Metazoa, Chordata, Actinopteri, Clupeiformes, Clupeidae. The record is from RefSeq and is a predicted model, not a curated record. The transcript is spliced from 5 exons. Gene Ontology annotation, cellular component: cytoplasm. The coding region runs from base 212 to 3088 and encodes 958 amino acids.
CUUCGGUAGGUGGCUGGCAACUGGCGGAGCAUCAUAAAGUAUCGCGGGGUGGUAAAAGGAUAGAAGACAGAAGCCUGAACAUGUAUAGCCUAUAUCCAACGGUGUUACUUUUUUUUACCUAGACAACACGGCCGGCUGUUAACACUUGACAUGUGCCACUGGCAAUAAGAAAGACCUGCCUGAAAUAUCUGGGAUUAACAAAGAACUGAACAUGGCCGCCCAUAGAAUCAGAACCACCAACAACAUAGCCCUACCCCGCUGCAAGUCAGAGGGCACUCUCAUAGACCUGAGUGAGGGAGUGACUGAGGCCACUCUAACAGAUGUCAAAGUGCUUUCUCCAAGUGCAUUGAGGCUUGAUACAACUGCAUCAUUGGGUACUGCAAGGGAAGUUGUUGCCAUCAAGGACUACUGCCCAUCCAGCUUCACCACUUUGAAGUUUUCAAAGGGAGAACGCCUGUUUGUGCUGGAUACAUCAGGAGGAGAGUGGUGGUACGCCCAUAACAACACAGAGAUGGGCUACAUCCCAGCAGCGUAUGUUCAACCUGUCAAUCAUCGGGACUCCUCGUUCAGUGACAGUGGGAUGAUUGACAGCGUAGGCGACUGCAGUGAAGAUGGGGCCAAGGAGCUGGAUCUCCUUGGAGAAUGGACAGGAGUGGUCCUGAAGCCUGUAGAACUCCAAAACGGAAACCCCUUUGCUGCCAGGACCUCAACUAACCCUUUUCUUAAUGGAUGUGUCCAAGAGUAUGUGGAUCAGAACAGCAACAGGAGCUCAGUUGACUUGCUUCUCUUUGACACCCUCACUCCUUCAGUCACCAAUUCCACCAGCAGUAACAUCAACGUCAAUGGUUUUGAUAGCUCCAUGUUUGAUACAAACACCAGCACAGAUAUGGCGUUUGAUAAAGACAACCCAUUUUUUAGGAGCAAACGCUCAUACAGUUUGUCAGAGCUGUCCACCUUGAGGGCCCAAAGAGAUGCCCCUCAGGGGUACACAGGAUUCUUUGGUGGUUUAAAAGCUCCAGCACCAGAGCAGUUUCAAAGCAGGGAGGACUUUCGGACAGCUUGGCUGAACCACAGGAAACUCGCGAGGUCAUGCCAUGAUUUGGACUCCCUGGGACAGAGUCCAGGAUGGGGACAAACACAGCCCAUAGAGACAAAUAUUGUUUGCAAGCUUGAUAGUUCAGGAGGGGCUGUUCAACUGCCAGACACCAGCAUCAGUAUUCAUGUCCCAGAGGGUCAUGUUGCCAUGGGCGACGCCCAGCAAAUCUCCAUGAAGGCUCUCCUUGACCCACCACUCGAGCUAAACAAUGACCGAUGCACCACAGUGAGCCCAGUGGUUGAGGUCAAGUUGAGUAACAUGGAAACAAAGACGGCAAUCACUUUGGAAAUGAAGGUGUCUGUCGUGGUGAAGAUGGACAGUAGACAAAUAGCCAAAGUGAUUUGCGUGCGAAGUGAUUGCAAAGAGGGUCCUUACACUCCUGUGCCUGAGGUGUAUAUGUAUGGCGACACGGUCCAGGUAUGCCUUGAUAACCUUGAGCCCUGCAUGUACGUGUCGGUUGUAGCACAAGCCCAGUCGGUUUCUCCAUUUACAUCAGUGUGGGAGCAUGUUGUAAAGAAGGUAACCCUUGGCGUUUACGGGCCCAAGCACAUCCACCCGUCCUUCAAGACAGUGGUAGGCAUCUUUGGCCAUGACUGUGCCCCCAACACCUUGAUGGUCAGUGAAGUUGGCAAACAAGCACAGUCGACGCCGCCAGUUGCUCUCCAGCUGUGGGGGAAGCACCAGUUUGUGUUAGCGAAGCCGCAAGACCUACAAGUGGGCGUGUACUCCAACAUGGCCAACUAUGAGGUCAAGGCCAUGGGGCAGGAGAGAACCGUGAGGGGCUUCCAGGUCAAGCUAGGAAAAGUGAGUCGGCUGAUCUACAUGAUUGCCACACGGACGACCGGAGAUAUAUCAGACUUUACUCUGAGGGUCCAGGUCAAAGACUGCCAGGACUGUAUCCUUGCACAGUUUUGCGUUCAGACACCCCAGCCGCCACCCAAAAUAGGGCCAAAAACCUCAGUGCAGAGGCGUUUCUUGAAGAAGAAGGAGGCGAACAAAAUUGUGCUGUCACCACUUGCCGUCACCACAAAAUACCCUGUGUUUCAGGAGCGAAAAGUCACAAAUUUAAAAUUUGGCAAAUUAAUCAAGACAGUGAUCCGACAGACCAAGAACCCCUAUCUGUUGGAGUACAAGAAAGGAGAUAUAGUAGCUCUUCUGAGCGAAGAGCGAAUUAAACUCAAGGGACAGCUUUGGACCAAGGAGUGGUACGUUGGUUACUGUCACGGAAAGACAGGCCUGGUUCAUACCAAAAACGUGCUUGUGGUGGGGAAAGUGAAGCCAAUUUACUUCAGCGGGCCCGACCUGACAACUACCAUUCUCCUGGAACAGAGCCUGAAGCCCUGCAAGUUCCUCACUUACAUCUAUGCGUCAGUAAGGACAAUAUUGAUGGAGAACGUAGGCAGCUGGAGGGCAUUCGCUGACGCCUUGGGGUAUGUGAACCUGCCACUGACACAUUUCUGUCGGACAGAGCCGGACAGCGAGCCUGAGAAGGUGGCUUCUGUGCUGGAGAGACUGAAGGAGGACUGCAACAACUCUGAGGGCAAGGACAGGAAGUCCUUCCAGAAAGAGCUCAUGACUGCUCUCCUGAGGAUGGACUGUCAGGGCUUGGUGGCACGUCUGGUCAUGGACUUUGUGCUGCUGACCACAGCUGUGGAGAUCGCCGGCCGCUGGAGAGAGCUGGCCGACAAACUGGCCAAAAUGUCCCGGCUGCAGAUGGACGCCUAUGAGGCUCCGCAUCGGGACAGGAACGGAGUGGUGGACAGCGAGGCCAUGUGGAAGCCUGCCUAUGACUUCCUGCUGACGUGGGCGGCUCAGAUUGGGGACAGCUACCGUGACGUGCUGCAGGAGCUUCACCUGGGCCUGGACAGGAUGAAGAACCCCAUCACCCGCCGCUGGAAGCAUCUGACAGGCACGCUCAUCCUUGUCCACUGUCUGGACCUGCUGCGCAGCUCGGCCUUCUCCUCGGCGCACCAGGAUGACUGUGCUAUUUGACUUUGCUGAGAGUCCCCCGACUGUGCUAUAUGAGAGCCCUGACUGUGCUAUAUGAGUGCUAUAUGAGUGCCCUGACUGUGCUAUAUGAGUGCUAUAUGAGUGCCCUGACUGUGCUAUAUGAGUGCUAUAUGAGUGCCCUGACUGUGCUAUAUGAGUGCCCUGACUGUGCUAUAUGAGUGCCCUGACUGCGCUAUAUGAGUGCCCUGACUGUGCUAUAUGAGUGCCCUGACUGUGCUAUAUGAGUCCCCUGGCUUGACACCCGGCCCUCCUCGCUACAAACUGCACUUUCACAGACCUCAUCCUCCAGCCCCACCCCCCUGCUUUAGACUGGUCCCAUCUCUGCAUUUACAGUAGAUCAUACUCAGCUUAUACUCAACAUUUUAUACCCAAUGUUCAGUCCUUCGCAGGGCUCCACAAUAAUGACAGUACUGUUCAUGUUCAGAAAAUCGUGCUUAUUUGCACCUAUUCUUCUUUGUUCGUCUUUGAAGAGGGGUUUGUCCACUCGUCUCGUCGACUUACUUUCAUAACAGCUGAUCUUGGUUUUCAAAGACCCCUGUAACUGCUGCAGAGAAGUCUGUCCAAGUAGCCAUGGUGUAGGCAAAGGAGGAAUUCAGACUAUUGAGUAUGCACGAUCACUUGUUCUGAUCUGAUAUAGAGAUUGCACAGAUGUGGUUAACUAAGCUCUUUGUCCUGACUGCUGGGCUAGCAUUCAAACUAUGAAAGGCUACUUCUUACAACAGGCUGUUACCAAAUCUGCAGUAUUCAAAUAUUUGUAUUGUUUCUUUCUGACACAGGAUAUAUUUUUUUGAAUAUAGCACAAAAUACUUUUUGAACCACUUUGACACUUUUUUGAUGUUAACUAAAUACACUGUAAAAGAGAAAAAUACAAAAAAACAUGAUAUCAUCAUUUAUAUAUCAAAUAUUUAUCAAGUAUAUAUGGCAGCCAAACAUAUGUGUUUUAUGUAUGUAAAAGUUUACGGUUUAUGUGUUUCAAGUUAAUCUGUUACAGAGAACCUUUCCUUCCUGGUCUCUUCUACCAAAACCCAAUUAAUUUAGGUAAACUGUUUUCUUGCCUGACAGUUUUGUACAUUUGUAUCAAACAUUGAUGAUCAAGAUGUUUUUUAAAGAUGAAAUGCUUUAAAUGUGUAUGUCAAAACACUGUAAUUUUAAAGGCCAAGGAUGUCUGGAAAAAAACAUGUUUAUGCAUUUCUUGUGCUGGAUUCAGUGCUGUGUACUGUAAGCUUAUUUAGGACAUUUAUUUGUUGCAUGUUUAUUGAACUACAUACCAUCAUUUGGAAUAAAAUAUUAGCCUUUA